AUGGACAUCAAGGUACGCGUCAGGUAUAAGGCAAUGGCCAGCUACAUCUUGGAGUACAUAACGAAGAACGAGCCGGCCAGCGAUGCGUUAAACCAAGUCCUGAAAAUGUUGACCAAGGCACGCCGAGGGCUGAGCGCGGAUGAUCCUGGUGUCAAAGCAUUGAGGAGGCUCCUCAUCGGCGUCCGCUCUAGCCUAGAGCGAGAGCCUCUAGGGAUGUUGUCGUGA
Perkinsus marinus ATCC 50983 is the source of this 225-nucleotide messenger RNA. RefSeq lists its product as hypothetical. The transcript has a single exon. NCBI's taxonomy places the organism in Eukaryota, Perkinsozoa, Perkinsida, Perkinsidae. The record is from RefSeq and is a predicted model, not a curated record. The coding region runs from base 1 to 225 and encodes 74 amino acids.